ACGUGGGAGGAGAAUAACCUGUUUGCAGACUCCGAUGAAGCCACUCUGUUCCUGGGUGUCCUCGACACCAUCUUCCUGUUUUCCUACGCCGUGGGCCUAUAUAUGAGUGGAGUGAUCGGAGACCGCAUGAACCUCCGAUAUGUCCUCUCCUUUGGUCUGUGUGGUUCAGCCAUAGUGGAGUUUGUGUUUGGUACCCUGACUGAGUGGCUGCAGUUCUAUAACAUCUACCUGUACUGUGGCCUGUGGGUUCUGAAUGGCCUACUGCAGUCUGCUGUCUGGCCCUGUGUGGUGGCAGUCAUGGGGAACUGGUUUGGCAAGUCAGGGCGAGGUUUUGUGUUUGGCCUGUGGAGUGCCUGUGCCUCUGUUGGGAACAUUCUGGGAGCUUUCCUGGCGUCCAGUGUUCUCAAGUAUGGAUAUGAGUAUGCCUUCCUGGUUACUUCAGUGCUGCAGUUUGCUGGUGGGGUGGUGGUGUUCUUUGGUCUGCUCACCUCCCCUAAAGAAGUGGGUCUGUGUUUGGAGUCAGAAACACGUCUGAGUCCGGUGGAGAGAGAAACAGACAGCCACAGACCUCUGAUGAGUGAUGAAGAGGAGGAGGAGGAAGAUGAGGAGGAGGAGGGAUCGGAGGAGGUGUGUGACGGAGGGUACUACACCAUCCAGCAGGGGGAAGGGGAGCCGGGGGAAACGCCCAAAGCCAUCGGAUUCUGCCAGGCCUUCUGCCUGCCUGGGGUGCUGCCUUAUUCCCUGGCGUACGCGUGUCUGAAGCUGGUCAACUACUCCUUCUUUUUCUGGUUGCCCUUCUACCUGAGCAGGAACUUUGGCUGGAAGGAGGCCCAGGCCGACAGGCUCUCUGUGUGGUACGACGUGGGGGGCAUCAUAGGUGGUACGAUCCAGGGCCUGAUCUCAGACUGCAUGGGGAAGAGAGCUCCAGUGUUAGCCGUCAGUCUGCUGCUGGCUAUGGGAGCCCUGGUGGGGUACAGCCACUCCCCUCCGGACCAGGUGGUGAAUGCAGCUCUCCUGGCCACCACAGGUUUCUUUAUAGGAGGACCGUCCAACAUGAUCAGCUCAGCCAUCUCUGCAGACCUGGGGCGACAGGAGGCCCUCAGGGGCAGUCAGGAGGCUCUGGCUACCGUCACAGGCAUAGUGGACGGGACUGGGAGUAUUGGGGCUGCAGUGGGACAGUACUUGGUAUCUCUGAUUGAGAGCAAACUGGGCUGGAUGUGUGUGUUCUACUUCUUCAUAGUCAUGACAGGGGGCAGCAUAGUUUUCAUCUUGCCGCUGAUCCUGACUGAGAUUCGGGCCAUGUGGAGGGACAGACAGGCACGGAUACACCAGCUGUGAAGCCUUCCUCACGGGACCAUGUUGUUUCCUACUCCUUCCCUAUGGAGCCUACUGCCUGUCAGUCAAUCAGACUAUGUCCACUGAUCACUACUGUAGAUGUAUGUGCAAUAUGUCUAUGAAUGUGUAUGUCCAAUCUAUGUAUAUAUUUGGUCUGAAACUUGUUUUUUAGAGAGAUCACUUCAGCAACUUUUACGAGUGGGGGCAGGGCCCUCUCAAUGUUUGUGGUCUGAGAUAGGAAGUUCCAAGCAGCUGUCAAUCAUUCCAAUUCCUUUACCUGUUUACUGGAGUGUGUAAUGAUUACUCGUAUAGAAUGAUUGGAACUGAUCAUUUGCUCUUAGAAGAGAUCAGAUUUCAAAGACAAAACAAAACACACACUCUCAAUGAUACAAGUCCAUCACUCACUCUUAGGAUCUCACAGUCACACGUCCGCUUGGUGGAUUUUCAGUCAUUACCCAUAGCACAUACUGUAGUCAGUGACCACGUUUACAUGCGCACAGUAUUCUGGAUAGUAGCUCAUAUCCUGCAUAAGGUCUUAUUCGGAAACAUGAUUUCUUUCUUUCAGCAUCUCUUCAGAAAAUGCGAGUGUGUGAUCUUUGACACUGUUAUGCAAGCAGACAGUAUUUCAACUACACAAAAUAUGCACCCAAGCCAAACUUAAGUCUUAUCAUUAACAUAUUUCUCAGCUUUUAAUUUCCUUAAAACCGGUCAAACUGAUGACAUUUGGACAUUUUGCACAGGACCAAUCUUUCCACUGUUUUUGGAAUCUUUCCACUGUUCUCCCCGAUCCCUAAACGAAAUACAAUUUUACCAGUGUUAACUAGAUUACUAAUGCAUUCAUUCUAUCGAUGUAAGACAUUAUUCUGGUUAGCACUAGUUUAUUUAGUCUUCUGGGGCAACAAGUUAUGACAGAAGAGAACCUCAUGUAUCUAACUAUAGUUGACAAACAAAUGGCCUACCAAAUGUCUGAAAUUCUAAGCAGAAAGUUGUCUAAAUUAGGGGUGAAAUUUGCCAGUAGGCUAUACAGUCCAGUACGGAGUAUCAACCAAAUAAAUUAUUAUGGGAUUAUGGUGGAUCGAACUGCGCACGUCGCCUACUUUUUGAUGUGAUUUGUUUGAUCACACAACACCCAUGAUAUCCGAAACUGAGCCUGCCCAGACUGCGAAAAACAACAGUAAACGUGAUAAAAUGUUUACAUGCCGCUGUAUCCCGUCUAAGAUCAGCAUAUCCCAGGCAUUUUAUCCGGGUUUCUCAUAACCGGGAUACAAACCUUUUCGGGUUAUUGUAAACGGGAUAUGAUGUUUAUGUGUGUCAACUCAAAAACCGAAUUCUUGAAUACCCCGAUUAAUAACGGAAUGUUGGUGUGCAUGUAAACAUGGUCAGUGUAAACCGUACUUUUGCAGAUAAAGUUUUUAAGCAGCUUUUUUAAGUGUUAACGGUCAGUGAACAUUAACUGCACGCCUCUGAAAUAGUUUCCUCAAGGGAUUUAUUGAUUUAAAGAACAGUAAGAUUACAUCAAUGUAAAAAAAAUAUAUUGUCACAUCCUGUCUUAUCAAAAUGAGUUAAAGGGGUAUACUGAUUUUAUUUACUGUAGGUACAUAAAUAUAAACGGUACAAAUAGUUAUCCUGGUUGGACUGGGAUCAGUUGCUAAAUUACUGUAGUGGUUUUAACCAAGGCCACAAGUGCAUUUCAGCUGGUCCAGGACUGGCUAAACUUGAUUAAAUGGAAUGUGUAUUUAAUUUUAUCGUUGUCGAAUGUAUGUUCUUAAUCUGUGGUAAAUGUUUGUUUGUUUUCCAUAUGUGCACUUUAAAUUAAUGUUUUAAUGAGCCUAUGAUGUUUUAUUUGUUUCAAGAAAAGCAAAUAGAUUUUUUCAAAACUGUU
Molecule: messenger RNA, 3217 nt
Organism: Coregonus clupeaformis (lake whitefish)
Lineage: Eukaryota; Metazoa; Chordata; Actinopteri; Salmoniformes; Salmonidae
Product: sugar phosphate exchanger 3-like
Exons: 11
Biological process (GO): transmembrane transport
Cellular component (GO): endoplasmic reticulum membrane
Molecular function (GO): transmembrane transporter activity
Source: RefSeq, a predicted model, not a curated record